Pelodiscus sinensis (Chinese soft-shelled turtle) is the source of this 5485-nucleotide messenger RNA. NCBI's taxonomy places the organism in Eukaryota, Metazoa, Chordata, Testudines, Trionychidae. The record is from RefSeq and is a predicted model, not a curated record.
GAAACCUGAAUCUAAGAACUCUGGCAUAUAACAGUGACCAUGGACAUUGUACGCACAGCUGAGUCUGCCACAUCUAGUGCCACCUGCAGAGAUUCUGCCUGGAAAUACCUACAAUCUGCCCAUCAUGGAAGAGAGAGAAACAAUUCCUAUUAUACUUCUCGUGAUUUUUAUUCUCAGUUUGGAUUAGAAGACUUUCUAUGUACAGAUGACAUUCCUGGGACAGAUGAAGAUACAGAUUCAGCUGUUUUAUUUGGAACCUUGAGAGGAAAUGUGGUUGGAUUACGUUAUUACACAGGGAUUGUUAACAAUAAUGAAAUGGUUGCACUUCAGAGAGAGCCCAAUAACCUCUAUGAUAAAAAUGCAGUAAAAGUAAAUAAUGUGAAUGGAAACCAGGUAGGCCACAUCAAAAAAGAACUUGCAGCACCCUUGGCAUACAUCAUGGACAAUAAACUAGCAAUAGUUGAAGGGGUUGUCCCUUAUGGAGCAAACAAUGCCUUUACUAUGCCUGUGCAAAUGAGUUUUUGGGGAAAAGAAGAAAAUAAGCAAGCUGUUCUAGAUAGACUGAAAAUGCAUGGAUUUAAAUUGGCUCCUCCUUUAAAAAGUUCAGAAUUUGAUUUUGGAUCAAGUUGGGUUUCUAGAAGAGCUGGACCAAGCUAUAUUGCUUUAGGACAUGCUGCUGUUCAGAUGACAACAGAACAGCUUAGAAGUGAGUUUGACAAAUUAUUUGAAGAUCUGAAAGAAGAUGAUAAAACUCAUGAAAUGGAAGGACCAGAGGCUAUUGGAACACCAUUACUUCCACACCAAAAGCAGGCUUUAGCUUGGAUGGUUUCACAUGAGAACAGUAAGGAGUUGCCACUGUUUUGGGAGGAGAAAAAUAACUUUUACUAUAAUACACUUACAAACUUCGCUGAAAAAGAACGGCCAGAAAAUGUUCUUGGAGGAAUACUAGCUGAUGAUAUGGGAUUGGGUAAAACACUUGCAACAAUUGCAUUAAUUCUUACCAACUUUCAUGAUGGCAAACCUCUUCCUGUUAAAAAGAUUAAAAGUGAUCAGUUGCAUAAGGAAUUUGGUGUCACUGGUGUGAAAAAUGAAGGACAUGAACUUUUGGAAGGGACCAGCUGUAAUGUGGAGCCUAGCAUUUCUAAUGAGAAGAGUGAAAUUGUUCAGUCACAAUGUUGUAGUUCCCAGCUAAAAGGAGAUAAAUCUGAAAAAACCAACUAUAUAUUAAUCAGUGACUCAGAAGAAUCUGAAGAGUGGCUGCCACAACAAACGAAUAAAUGUGUGAGAGAGGUCCCAACAACCAGAAAGAGAAGUAAACCAGCUUCUUGCAUUAUUCAAGAAGAUACAGGCUUUGCAUCUGCUCUUGCAGCUCCAUCUACUCCAUUAAAAAAGAAAGCAAAGAAAAAAGGUACUACAAGUAUACAGUCUGUUAAGAAAAAUGAUUGUGAAGAUGGCUCCAGAACAACACUGAUCAUAUGUCCACUCUCUGUCCUGAGCAACUGGAUUGAUCAGUUUGAACAACAUAUCAGGCCAGAUGUUUGCUUGAAUAUAUAUGUUUAUUAUGGUCCUGACCGCAGCAAAGACCCAGUAUUUCUUUCAAAACAAGAUGUAGUACUGACAACCUACAACGUCUUAGCCAGUGAUUAUAGCAGAACUGAUAGCCUGUUACACAGAUUAAAGUGGCUGAGAGUGGUGUUGGAUGAGGGGCACACUAUUCGAAAUCCAAAUGCUCAGCUGACUAAAGCUGCGUUAAAUCUGGAGGCACAGAGGAGAUGGAUACUGACAGGCACUCCUAUCCAGAAUUCCUUAAAGGAUUUGUGGUCUCUUCUUUCCUUUUUAAAACUGAAACCUUUUACUGAUCGAGAGUGGUGGCACAGAACAAUCCAGCGCCCUGUCAUGCUGGGAGAGCAAGGGGGACUCAGGCGUUUACAGUCCCUAAUUAAAAACAUCACUCUGAGAAGAACAAAAACAAGCAAAAUUAAUGGAAAGCCUGUUUUGGAAUUACCGGAACGUAAGGUAUUCAUUCAGUAUGUUACACUUACAGAAGAAGAGAGAAAAAUCUAUCAGUCUGUGAAGAAUGAAGGCAAAGCUGCUAUUAGCAGGUAUUUUAAUGAAGGAACUAUUCUGGCACAUUAUGCAGAUGUCCUUGGUGUCUUGCUCAGAUUGAGGCAGCUGUGUUGUCAUCCUCAUCUUUGCACAAAUGCAUCAUCUUCUAGUUUUCAAAUAGGCAAUAGUACUCCUGAAGAAUUACGUGAGAAGUUAGUAAAUAAAAUGAAAUUAAUUCUGAGCUCUGGCUCAGAUGAAGAAUGUGCAAUUUGCUUGGAUUCUCUGAAUCUUCCUGUGAUAACACACUGCGCACAUGUGUUUUGUAAACCAUGUAUUUGUGAAGUCAUCCAAAGUGAACAGCCAAAUGCCAAAUGUCCUCUUUGUAGGAAUGAACUUCGAGUCGAACAUUUGGUAGAAUGCCCUCUGGAGGAGUCAAAUCCUAGUAUUGCAAAGCAGGGUGAUCAGGAAUGGAUAUCCAGUUCAAAAAUCAGUGCUCUAAUGCAUGCUUUGAUAGACCUAAGGAAGCAGAAUCCAGCUGCAAAGUGUCUGAUUGUUUCACAGUUCACCACUUUCCUGUCUCUAAUAGAAACUCCACUGAAAGAAUCAGGAUUUGUGUUCACUCGUUUGGAUGGAACCAUGACACGGAAGAAAAGAGUACAAGCAAUUAAGCACUUCCAAGACAGCCAUGCAGGGUCCCCGACCAUUAUGCUGCUGUCCCUAAAAGCUGGUGGAGUUGGUUUAAAUCUAACAGCUGCUUCACAAGUGUUUUUAAUGGAUCCUGCUUGGAAUCCUGCUGCAGAAGAUCAAUGUUUUGACAGAUGUCACAGACUUGGCCAGAAGCAAGAUGUUGUUAUCACUAAGUUCAUUGUGAAGAAUUCGGUGGAAGAAAAUAUGCUGAAAAUCCAGAACAAGAAAAGGGAACUUGCAGCAGGAGCCUUUGCAGCUAAAAAGCCUACUGCUAGUGAAGUAAAACAAACCAAGAUCAAUGAAAUUAAGACACUGAUUGAUUUAUAAUUUUGUAAGAGGGUAGGUCACUCAUGCUUUCUGAAUAAAGGAUAUAGAACUAUAGUUAGUGGCAUUAGUUUUUAUGUGCCCAUACUCCAUGUAUGUUUAUUAUGAUGCUGUUAAAGUACUGUGGCAGAUAGAAUGUAGACUGUCAAAUUAUCCAACAAGAAUAAAAAUUGGUUUGAGUAUUUGUUAAUUAAAAAAAUACUUUAAAUAUUUUUGUACACAUUGAACCUAUAAAGUCACAAAGUAGUUUGUUUGAGAAAUGGACCAAAAAUUCAGCAGAAAUAUAUAACUUAUUUUACUGUGAAAUAUUACUUGCUAGAUACUGACCUAUUUCUAGAAUGAAAAUGCAAAUUUUAUUUUUCUGGCUUUGAAAAUAUGAUCAUCUACCCCCCAAAAAAUGGAAGCAUUACAAAUGUAAAUAAAAUGCAGACUAGAACAUAAACUUUCUUUUAACCAAUCAGGUCUUGCUCGUAUUUCAGGACUGAUGUUUUAUAGUAAUUGCAAAAUUAAAAACAUGGUAACUCCUUGUGAAGACUGAUUUUAAUUUAUGGAUUUAUUUUUUGUUAGUCUGUACAGGUAGUUCUAAAUAUUUUAGAAGUAAAACUUAUAGGAAGACACUUUCUGUGCAUCAGGGAAUGAAUGUUCCUUUGGGGAUCCAGGAUUUUGUCAAAGUGAACUAUUUCAACUAUUCAUGUAAAUAUUUACAUUUAGUGUGUUAACUUCAUUUAAACAGAAUUCCAUAUAAGUGUAUGAAAAUUGUAUGAUGAUAGUAAUUCUAUAUAAAAAUAUUUUACUGUGUGGGAAAGAACAUGCAAAUUCUAGUUUGGUAUUCGUGCUAUCACUAUGUGUUUGGAUUUUGGAAUCUGCCACUAUAUAUAGUUUUGCUGUAUUCAACGUACAGAAUAUGUUGUGCUUGUUUUGUAACCCCAUUUGGACAUUGGAAAAUAAUUUUUUAAAGUAGUUAGAAGCUUUGUAAUAAGUUUUCCCAUCUCUAAAUACUUUUUUGUAUAUCCAAGUUGGAAGAUGCCAUAUGGAAGACUGAUCUGUCUAGAACUUGAUUGCCAGGGGAAGAGGCAGUUUAAUAAAAAUCUAUAGUUCUGUUUUUUCAAACUUAGUACAAAAAGCUGAAGUUGCAUAUCACUCCUUCUACCUGCCUCCUCCCAGUUUUCUCUGUUCCUCAGACAUGUGCUUCCUUACUGCUCCCGUGCUGCCUGAUGCUUGGCUCAACUAGUUUGGACUUAGAAAAUUCAAGAAAGGUUCCUUGUAACAGGAAAGGGGUCAAAAUUUGUUUUUGAUGUAUUCCACUUUCCAUUUGCUGUCACGUGGCUCAGUAUUCUGGGUGCUAGUGCAAAAUUGUAACUGAACAGCAACUGCACAUCCAAUAAUAUUGUCUUUGGAUGAAUAAUUUAAAUUCUUAAAAUUAAAUGUAAAGGAUGGAAGUCCUUACUUUGUUCAGAUAUAAUGGAUUUGGGUCUAUUAUUUUAUAUUUGUAUUUUUCCUUCUGGUUUAAUUGUGCUAAGGGGAAGGGCUACUAAACACAAUUGGCAAUUCCAUGAUGUUAGCAAUAUUUAUUUAUUAUCACAGUGCCCAAGGCACUCAUCAGAGCCCUGUGGUGGUAGAUAGGUGCUGCAUAAGUGAGUAAGAAAAUAGGACAUAAGUGAUUGUAAGAAACAAUAAUAUGAAAUGGGGAGGGAGGAUGAAGUUAACUGGUCAUUCAUAUUUACCUAGUUAUUUGCAUGAAUGUAUGGUUUUGAAUUGUUGUAAUAUAUUUAAAUGGAUCUUCAGUACCUUUUGUCCUUCUACCAAGCUUUUAUCAGUUGAUACAGGUCUUCGUGUACAAAUGAACCAUAUGGAGAAGAUAGUAGGACCUUCAUAGAGUAGGUUGGGGUGGUCAUUUUAUGCACAAAGGAUGGAGGGGAAGAACUAGAUGAGAAUACGACAAAGAUACAAGUACAGAUAAGUUGAAAGGGCAUUGGAGAUGAGGACAAUGUGCUUUAAUUUUGUGAAAUGAAGAGUAGUUAAACUCAGGAGUUAUAUGGUGACAACUUUGAUGGCUUUGUUUUAAAUUGAGUUAUAGCUUAAUAUAAGUUGUUACGAAGGAAGUGGUUGAGGAGAUGAAGGCCUGAAUGAGAAUAUUAGCUAUGAGGUCAGAGACACAAGAUUUUAGAGAUGUUAGAGGAAGAACUGACAAUUUGGAUGCUGCCUUGAUGUGUGGAGCAAGACACAAGGGAGUCACAGUAGCCACUUCUAUCACCACCAGUAAAAAAGCCUAAAAAAUUGUUUCACAGUGAUGACUCUUAAUCUCGCUCUUGUUCUUUGCAAUUUGAAUAAGAAGUGUGAUUCUACUCAGCCGCAAGUCUCUCAUAUGCCCAUUGUAUAAACUUGGUGCAUUCUAUUUCAUGCUGAAAUAAAUGUAGAACAAGUAUAU